Messenger RNA from Peromyscus californicus insignis, 5783 nucleotides. Its product is annotated as N-acetyltransferase 8. Bases 4437 to 5120 code for a protein of 227 amino acids. The transcript is spliced from 2 exons. NCBI's taxonomy places the organism in Eukaryota, Metazoa, Chordata, Mammalia, Rodentia, Cricetidae. The record is from RefSeq and is a predicted model, not a curated record. Gene Ontology annotation, molecular function: N-acetyltransferase activity.
UCAUUGCUAUUUGGUUGCGUGCUAAAAGUAGAUGGUAAGCCACUGCUGCUUGGUAUACUGCAUGCUUUUGUUACAACACAUGGGGAAAUCAGUCUGGGACUAAGUUGUAAAGACCAGCCUGGUCUACAGAGCAAAUUUCGGGACAGCCAAGCUGAGGCAGUGAAGGAAACCAUGGAAAACAGAAAUUUUGUGAAGAUGUAAUUGAACAAGAGGGUCAUGUUCUAGCUCCAGCAAGCAGCAGAACUUGGCAUAUUUGACCAUGUGGUUUUGGCUUUAUAGUCAAGGACAGAAGAAAGGGGUUAUGGAAUUUCCCUCUGCAGCUAAGGAAGGUGUCUAAAUCUACAUAUUCCUUUCCAGAAAAAUCAAAACUGAGAAAGUGAAAUUCUGAGAUAGCUUUAGCUACUGUCACAUUAUACAGCUGUCAUGAACUCAGGUUCCAGUUGGGUCUAAGGCUGUCUAGCAGACAUAUAUAACUGCAUUGUAAGCACCUACAUUCUGAUGGCACCACACCCACCCCAAGACACUUGGCAUUGCCAUAAUGAGGAAAGAAAAGAAAAACACCGUACAAAGAGGGGGACAGAUAUGGUGUGUGAAUUCUGAGAAAGUCUCUCCCCAUCCCCAGAGAAAACAUGGAUUUCCAUCUCUUCACUAAUCUAUCCCUCCCCUUCAAUUUUAUUUUAUACUCUCAACUGCAGCUUCCCAAAGGGUGGAGAAGUACAUUUGGGAAUUUAUCUCCCAGUUCUGCUCUUGGCCAAGAAUGAAAGUCACCAUUGAUUCCCAAUCAACACUCAGCCUUCUUGUUGGUUCCACAAUUUCAAGGUGGAAAAAGAAUGAAUUUUUGAAUCAGAACCAGCAAACAAAUCAAAUAGGUUCAGCCUUUUAGUCUCAUAGCCCUAGAAGAUUCAACAAAGCAAAUGAACCCAGAAAUUUGGCACAGACAAACCAGCAACUUCACUAGACAUGUGGAAUCUGACUAGAGUUAUGUGGGUACUUCACAACCUGAAACUAUGAACUGUGAACUUCCCGACUCAGCGGGGCUGAGGGGACUCUACUCCCAGCAGUAAGAAAGCAGGACCUUGCACUCUCUCUGCUAUGCUUGGAUACUCCAAACUCCCCAACGGUUGUAACAUUUGGGGCCUCUGUUCUCCCCAAUGCACACCUGACUUCAACUCUAGAUCAUUAGAAAUCAGGCCAGAAAGAAUUUAUCAGCUCCCAGGAGGCAGGGAAGCCUGUCCAGCCAGCUUUUUCCAGAUGGAUUCUGUCCCAAUCCUGGAUGGAGUUUAUCUGGAGCCUUCCACUCUAGAAACUGAGACCAAGGGCCAGCCUGAAAGGACCGAGGCAGGACAGGCACUAAAGCCCAUCCUCAGCCCACAUCACUGUGAAUGUUCUCUCUUCUCCUCCACCGACCUGUGCACAAAGACACAGGUGCGUCAAUAAUUUCCAGGAACGUUGUGCAAGUUGUCUCAGUCAACCCAAGACUCACUGCAGUCAGUUCCUCACCAGAUGAAUGAGUCAGCACAGAAGCUGGUUGGUUGCGUAGGAGAGAUGUGUGCCCCAAACUAAUAGUAAUACUCUCCAGACCCAACACUUCUUGCCCAAAGAUCACGAUAAUCUUGUACUGCUCUGCCCAGUUCACUGUGGGAGUGGAGCUGUUCUGGAUGCUGAUCCUUGAUCCCUCUCAAUUUCCAUCUUUGUUGCCAGGAAAGGUUGUGUAAGAAUGUUCUGUAACCCUCCUCCUUUAUUUCCACCAGCCAUUGGAAAGGGGGCACUGUGUGCUGUAACACACAUACACCAUUCCAAUGCCCUGUGCGUCCCCACUGAACCUGACGUGUAUUUGGAGAAUCAGCCUCUGCUUGUCCUUCUAACACCAUGAAGGAGAGGGAGGGGCCUCCUAGUUUAGACCUCCCCCAGCUUCCUGCUGUGGACACUGCUGUCAGUUUGAACAUGGAACAGGAUGGUCACGUGGUAAGAGAGAGGAAGGGGCCUGAGGAAGGGAAUCUAGGGCUCAUGGGUGGGAUGUUUAGUGCAGGCAAGAAGGAGAGACAGAGGUCUCGGUUGCCUCUAGCUCCAGGCCCUGUCAGAGCAUCACAGUCUAUCAGGAAGUUAACUGUGGAAGUCAAGAUAAGAUUGGACUCCUGUUAACUGUCCAUCCCAUAAUCAGCUGAACAGGAUAGGUAGGGGGCAGGUUCCUCAACACCCAAACUUUAGAUCUUUAUCAUCCUUGCAUACUUUAAAAAAUAUGUUAUUGCCGGAUGGUGGUGGCGCACUCGGGAGGCAGAGCCAGGUGGUUCUCUGUGAGUUCAAGCCCAGCCUGGAGCAAGAUCCAGGACAGGCACCAAAACUACACAGAGAAACCCUGUCUUGAAAAACAAACAAACAAAAAAAAAAACAUUAUUUUUAUGUGUCUGGGUGCUUUGCCUGUGUGUGUGUCUCUAUACCAUGUGAAUACGUGUGCACAGAGACAAGAGGAGCCAGCACUCUUAACCACUGAGCCAUUUUUCAGCCCCACACCUACUUUGAUACAGUGUAUUUCUCCAUUGUAGUACUCUCAGGACUUCUGGACACCCUCAUGCUAGCUAGAGCCCAUCCGGGAGUCAGCCCCUCACUCCUGUGUACUCAGAGGUCCUCAUCCCUAUCUGGGUGUUUGUAUCCCUUGAUGCAUCAUAUUCUCUCCUUCUUUGGGGUUCCAGUAUAUUCACCUCAUGGUGGCCUUACAUCUACAUCUCUGUGUAGGUUUCUGGUGUUCCCUGUGGUCCUUUAUAUCUUGGGGUGCUUAUGUUAUUGGACAAGUGGUGAUCUACACUCUGUAAAGGUACGAACAACCUUGAAUUAUGAUGGUAGGUCUCUUGGGACCUUGGUGGGUCCACCCCUUCUCCAUUAGACUGUUUUUGUCCUUGCCCUCCCUGAGGAGCUCCAUCCAUAUGGAGCAUGCACACUCUUGCCACCAUAAACUUCUCUGCCUACGAGUCACCAGGAAUGCUAUCGCCAGAGGCCAUCAACAUCUUUGGAGUACCAGCUACCUGGGAUCACAAUGGGUUGAAUCUCCAUCAACCUGGUGUCCCUAGGAUUGAACCUUUUUAAGAUGACGAGGGUGCCAGGAGGUGAUAGCACACGCCUUUAAUCCCAGCACUCAGGAGGCAGAGCCAGGUAGAUUUCUGUGAGUUCCAGGACAGCCUGGUCUACAGAGCGAGAUCCAGAAUGGGCACCAAAACUACAUAGAGAAACCCUGUCUCGAAAAACAAAACAAAACAAAACAAACAAACAAACAAACAAACAAACAAAAACCCAAAACAAAACAAAAAACGACAAAGAGCUGGCCCUUAAUGGCAAAUACAUACUGCCUGUCCUCAGAAAAUACAAGUGAACUUGAACAUCACUGACCCUGGGAUGCUGAGUCAGAGGGAAGCUGUGUCAGCAGAGCAUUGGUGGAAGGGAGUUCACCCUCACUCAGAACAGCAGGAAAGUGCAUAGUCCAACCCACUUUCAAGUCAGCUGGGCAGCAGACUGCUGGGUGCUGAGAACCCCAGUGAAUGAGGUUCACAUGGAGACACAGGGGUAGGGAAAGCCCAGGAGCUCCCGCCCUGUAACUUGACCUGCUUUUCUGGCUGUUUUUUUUUCCUCUAGUGAGUUUAAAUUUCCUUUAAGACAAAACAAAAGUUCAUCAAAUGUGAUGGUUUGAAAGAAAUGGUCCCCAGUUGGUGGAACUUUUUUUAAUUCUCACAUUAAACAUCUGAAACUAUUAACCUGUACACCAUCUCUACCCAGUCCACAUUUUAAACUAUGCUGUGUGUGUGCUGUCAGGGGUGGGGAUGGUGUGUAAUGCUCCAACUCUGAACAACCCCUAGAGUUCAUGCAGAUACCCUUUGUCUAGGUCUGCCAUUGGCUGGGCCUUAAAACCAUGGGUGACUGAGUGAGGGCCUGUUAGUGAGAAAGGAGGCAGAAAGUCAGUGAGGAGCACCAAGGAGCAGGCAUAGGUUGGAGGGAGACACUCAGUAAUGGUGCUCUCGUUCCUGAGCCAAUAGACCUGGAUUCUUGCUUGUGACUAGUGAGGUCAAAAUGAGUGGUUCAGUUUCCAGUUUCCUCCUAGCAGGUGAUACAGAGACCAAGGUGAGCAUUAGCGAGUGCCAAGUGUGGCAGGAUGAAGGCUGUGGGCUGAAAGGGACAAGGAGAUGAGUGGCAGCCUCCCAUGGGGGUGAGGAACCCUGAGCCACCCUAGAUUCCCUCUCCCCUUCCAGGUUAAUUCUGUGGGGAUCACAAAAUUGGCUGGACUUUGGCUCCCUGCCUGACCACAACCCAGCGUCCUCACUUAGGGUUUAUGAUUAUCAAACAUCCGGGUGCCAACAAUGAGACCUCUCCCCAAGGCUAUAAGGAAGCAACUCAAGCAGAUUGGAAUGUGUCUCCUGGAUGCUGAGAUUUGAGAUCCAGAAGUCUCCCCCAUGGCUCCUUAUCACAUUCGCCAGUACCAGGAGAGGGACCGCAAAAGGGUCUUGGAAUUGUUCUCUAGGGGCAUGGAGGAGCAUGCCCCUGCCACCUUCCGCCACCUGCUGAAACUGCCCCGAACCCUCCUGCUCUUAAUUGGGGUGCCUCUUGCCACAGUCCUGGUGUCUGGCUCCUGGCUCCUGGCUGUUGUAUGCAUUGUCUUUCUGCUUGUCUUCUUGCGGUUCCUUGCUGGCCAGCCCUGGAAGAAUUAUGUGUCCAUGUGUUUGCACACAGACAUGGCUGACAUCACUAAGUCCUACCUGAGUGUGCCUGGCUCAGGUUUCUGGGUGGCUGAGUCUGGGGGACAGGUAGUGGGGACAGUGGCUGCUCAGCCGGUCAAGGCUCCCCCAUCAGGGAGGAAGCAGCUGCAGCUCUUUCGCCUGUCUGUGUCCUCACAGCAUCGAGGACAGGGGAUGGCGAGAGCCCUGGUCAGAACUGUCCUCCAGUUUGCACGGGACCAGGGCUACAAUGACGUUGUCCUUGCGACUGGCCUUUUGCAGCAAGGUGCUGUGAGCCUCUAUUACAGCAUGGGUUUCCAGAAGACAGGUGAAUCCUUCAUGGACAUCCUCACAUGGCUUGUGGAUGUCUCUCUAAUUCACUUCAUAUACCCACUCCCUUCUGCUCAGGAACAUGAACUGUGAUCUUCUUCCUCUGUGUGUCUGUCAGCCUCCAGCUCACUGUGCUGUGGAAAAAGUAACCCUGAUAUUGUAGUGGACAAAUCAUAAAAUUGCCUUUGUCAUUUUCGUUGUAUUCCUGUCUGCCUGAUGGGAGGUAAAGAACUAGGGCAGUGAAGUCCUCUGUUUCUUGUGAAGUAAUUUCCUAAAGAGAGGGGCAGUGGCCAGUGAUGCGGUGGGGUCGUUUACACAGCCUGACUAGCAUGUGUAGUCCCCACUGGCCCAGGCUAGCCUCAGUCUAUGGACCAGCGUGAGUCUCUGCAGGUCAUGUGUGGAGUGUGUUUGUGGGCUCAGAAAGAGGAAGUGGGACUGGAGAGUAAUUUCACUCCCACCACUUCUUGCCACUGAGGCUGGGCCCAUCAUGCAUCCAAGGCCUGGGGGCUCAAGAAACGUAGGUGCUGACAGAAUGGUAAAUGGCGUUGCAGAUGGCGGCACGGUGCUGGCUGUGCAGGCCUUUAAUCUAACCAGGAAUUUUUAUGUGUAACAAGCAUGCCGAUAUUCAUAACAGUUCUCCCUUAAGGAGCCCAGGUAGCCCUUCCUACCACUGUAAAUGCCUACUACUUCAACUUCGCUUCACUCUAUUUCCCAUGUCCCACAAUAAAAAUAUUCAGUGUCUGUAGUAGAAUAUUA